UCUGUUGGCUGUUUUCUGGUAGAAAACGUGUUUUUCAGUCUGACUUAUGAGAAUCACGCUUUAUCCACAUAUAGAGUCUGCAGCGAGAAAAAAAAAAGCUGACGGUUCCUGGAACAUCUGUCCGUACGCAGGUCCUCAAAAUGGGGAAGCCACAGAAGAAAAAGAGUGUUGCAGAUAGGGUUCGUAAGGUAAAAGCCUCAACUGAAAUCAAGAACAACCCCUUUGAAGUGAAGAUAAAUCGGAAGAAGUUUGAUGUUCUCGGACAAAAGACCAAACAUGAUGUUGGACUUCCAGGUGUAUCAAGAUCAAAGGCAAUAAAAAAGCGUAAAGAAACCCUGCUGAAGGAAUACAAACUGAAAGACAAGUCAAAUAAGUUCGUUGACCGUCGCAUUGGUGAAUAUGAUAGCCAAAUGGAUCCAGAAGACAAGAUCCUGAAGAGGUUUGCCCUGGAGAGACAGCGAACUCAGGGCAAGAGGAGCAUAUACAAUCUGAACGAAGAUGAAGAGCUGACCCACUUCGGCCAGUCCUUGGCAGACAUCGAGAAGCUCAAUGAUGUGGUGGACAGCGAUAGUGAUUCUGAAGAGAGGGGCCUGCUUUCUGCGGAACUCACUGCCUCACACUUCGGUGGCGGAGGUGGCUUGUUGAGAAAGAAAGCUCCUGGAGAAAGUGGGGAUGAAGGAAGUCAGAAACCUAAAUCCCGUCAAGAACUAAUUGAAGAGCUCAUUUUGAAGUCCAAACAAGAGAAGAGAGAGAGACAGACCCAGAAAGAAGAAUCCCAGGAGCUGACAGAGAAAUUGGACCAGGACUGGAAGUCCAUCCAGGGCCUUCUGGCUCAUAAGACCCCAAAAGCUGAGAGGAAGGAGUUGGAAGAAAAGCCGAAGCCAGAUGAGUAUGACAUGACCGUUCGGGAGCUGGCAUUUGAAAUGAAGGCCCAGCCCUCAGAGAGAAUGAAGACACAGGAGGAGCUGGCCAGGGAGGAGCGUGACAGGCUGCAGAAGUUGGAGGCUGAUAGACAGCGCAGAAUGCAGGGUGAUACUGAGGAGGAUAGUACCACAAAACAAACCUACCUUUCGGCUGACGACCUGAAUGAUGGCUUCCUUCUGAACAAAGAUGACCAACGGAUGCUUUCCUAUCAUGAUGGAAAGUGGAAUUUGGAAGAUGAGGUGGAGAAAGAAGAGGAAGAUGCAGAAGGAGAUGAUGAGGGUGAUGACAAAGAAGAAGAGGAUGAUGAUGGUGAUGACAACAGUGGGGAGGAGGCGGAAGAGGAGGAGGACAUUGAUGGAGAGUCUGGUCACUCUGACCUCGAAUCGGAUAAGGACAGCGAGCAAGAGGGAGGAGAUGAGGAGGGGCCAGCAGGAGAGGAGGCCCCCACAAAACCCUGCAGCUCCUUGAGUGAGGAGGAGAAGCUAGCGCUGCAGGAGGCUGCCAGAGCAGAGCUCCCAUACACCUUUGUUGCACCCGAGAGCUACAGUGAGUUGAAGUCCCUUCUCCAUGGACAUACUACUGAGGAGCAGUGCCUAAUUGUGGAUAGGAUUCAGAAGUGUAACCACCCUAGUCUAGGCAUGGGCAACAAGCUCAAACUGCAGAAACUCUUUGACUUUCUUCUGGAGUAUGUGGGAGAGCUGGCCACUAGAUGUCCUCCAGAACUCAGCACAGUAAACAAAUUGGUGCCGCAGUUAUAUGCCCUCUGCCAGCUGUUCCCAAAUGCUGCAUGUAAAGCCAUGCAGACCUUGCUGAGUGACAGUGCCCAUGAUAUGGCAGAAACUCUAGAGGUCAAGGGUCGAACAGCACUCCCAGGCCUUGAUAUGCUCAUUUACUUGAAGAUCACGGCUCUGUUGUUUCCCACUUCGGAUUUCCGGCACCCUGUCACCACCCCAGCCAUGGUGUACAUCAGUCAGUUGCUCACAAAGUCUCAUGUGAGUUCCUUGGAGGAAGUGACCUCAGGAUUAGCUCUGUGCUGCCUGACCGUGGAAUAUGUGACCCUCUCGCAACGAUUCGUGCCCGAGCUCAUCAACUUCCUCCUGGGCAUCCUUCACCUGGCUGUUCCGAACAAGCGAUCGAUAGGUUACUGCCUGGUUCCUCCCUUCAGGCUGUCUGGUAAGAACUGUAAUCUGCUGGUAGUCCAAAAUAUGGCACACACAGAGUCAUGGAGCAGGAAGAGACUGCCUCUGUCUGGAGUCCAGGGCCUGAAGCUGAAGGAUGAGCUGGAAAAAGACCACUACAGGCUGUCAUCACUGACUACCUGUCUGGACCUGGUCAAGAGGUGCACUUUGCUGUAUAAAUCCCUGCCUUCUUUUAGUCAUAUCUUCCAGUCAAUUAGAAUUCUGCUCGCUAAACAUCUUCCCAUAGAAGGCCAUCCCAGAUUCAUACAGGACCUCCACAGAGAAGUGCUGGAAGCUGUGUCAGUGCCUUCAGUCCUUCAGCCUCCACUGGUAUUUUCCAAGAGGAAACCCAUACCUUUAAAAUUGUUCACACCCAAAAUUGUUGAAGUACUGGACUACGGGAAGAAGCGAGGCAGCUCUAAGCAGGAGCGGGAGAGGGAGAGGCUGAAGCACAAGUACAAGAGGGAGUUUAAGGGCGCUUUGCGAGAGAUUCGCAAGGACACAAAGUUCUUGGCCACAGAGAAGCUCACCGAGGUUAUGGAGAGGGAUGCAGAGAGGAAGAGGAAGGUGAAGGAACUUUUUGGCAGUCUGGCAACCCAGGAGGGAGAGUGGAAAGCCCUGAAAAGAAGGAAAAAGUGAAGUCAAUGAAGUCAUUAUAAAGGUUGCUGCUGUGUCCAUUCCACCCCAAAGGGUACAGCAGGGCCAGUCAGUGUGGAUCUGUCUUACUGUUCUCACUCUGGAUGUUCAGCCACUUGUGCUAAAUUAUGAACUCUGUUAACUUCAGUCAUUGAGAAAAACAUUCAGUGUAAUAUUUCGGUGACUGAGUUUAAUUUUCAGCAUUGUUUAGAAGAACGUAUAAAGGAGCACAAGUUCAGUCAGCUCUUGCCAGGUAUUUUGUUAUACUCACAUAGAAAACUUUAAAACCGUGUUUGUAGACUAGUACAAUUUUACACAACAAAGGGAGUCAUGUUUUCAGAUUUUGAACAA
Scleropages formosus (Asian bonytongue) is the source of this 3089-nucleotide messenger RNA. RefSeq names its product NOP14 nucleolar protein homolog (yeast) (gene nop14). The record is from RefSeq and is a predicted model, not a curated record. Gene Ontology annotation, biological process: maturation of SSU-rRNA. The transcript is spliced from 19 exons. Bases 141 to 2741 code for a protein of 866 amino acids. Lineage: Eukaryota; Metazoa; Chordata; Actinopteri; Osteoglossiformes; Osteoglossidae. Gene Ontology annotation, cellular component: nucleolus; Noc4p-Nop14p complex; small-subunit processome.